AUGACACCAGAUAACACCUCGAAUAUGAUUGCGGAUGAAGAGACACUUAAUCGUACUUGGCAUUUGGUCGCGGAAUUAUGUGCACAAUUGGCUAAUAACCGUGAGCAAAUUAAAUCCUUGGAGCAACAGGUCGUUGAGCUUCAGAAUCGGGCAGAUGGAUUCACCGGACCGCUGAUACGCGCCAGUAUUCGAGGUAAAUCAAUGCGAAACUUUUUAAGUAUUUCCGUAUCUAAGUUAGCCCCACCAUUUGAAUCCGGCACGUCGGAGAUAGAACGACAGAACGUGCGUUUGAUCUACGAAAAUCAACAAUUGAAUGAAGAGAAUGCUUCCUUGUCUUCAUUAGUUAAAGAAUAUGAAACCACGUUGCAGGUUAUGAUGAGUAAAUUUCGAGUACAGGCGCACGAGAUACAACAAUCCAAAUUACAAAUGCAACGUGAAUACGAAUCAUUACUAGAAGAGGAACGGAAAAAAAAUGCUCAAAUUUCUCUUGAAAACAUGCAACUCCACUCUCAUCUCAGUGCCAUUGGUAAUUUGGUCAGACAAGCAUACGACGUUCAAACAGAUCUCGAUACAGAGAUUCUGUUGGAAAGUCUGUGUAUCGAGAAUUUAGGAUUGCGCGAAAUGCUUGGGAUCGAUCCUGACAAUACACUUUUUCAAGAUGAAAAAGAGACGACGACGACAACAACGGCUUCAAUGUCAACUGCUAUUGAUGGUGGUAGUAAUUUAGCAUCUACAAAAUUAUUAUCGAUAAAUGACAUUAUCAAGCCUUCUUCAAUUUCUGAUAAGAGCACGAUUAGCAAUAGGGAUCGUAUCAUUGCAGAGGCAAAGAAAGAGGAGGAAGCACGUGAGCUAGAAGCCGAAGAGCGAAAACGGGAUGAGGUUGAGGAAGUAAUAGCAGAAUCAAAUUCGUAA
Messenger RNA from Ambispora leptoticha, 912 nucleotides. The record is from the annotation of a GenBank genome assembly. NCBI's taxonomy places the organism in Eukaryota, Fungi, Glomeromycota, Glomeromycetes, Archaeosporales, Ambisporaceae.